This is a messenger RNA of Labeo rohita (rohu), 550 nucleotides long. Its product is annotated as cytochrome c oxidase assembly factor 6 homolog. Lineage: Eukaryota; Metazoa; Chordata; Actinopteri; Cypriniformes; Cyprinidae. Gene Ontology annotation, cellular component: respiratory chain complex IV; mitochondrion. Bases 181 to 420 code for a protein of 79 amino acids. The transcript has 3 exons. The record is from RefSeq and is a predicted model, not a curated record. Gene Ontology annotation, biological process: respiratory chain complex IV assembly.
UUUACACAACGGCUUGAGUCAUCAGAGAGCGACAUGUUUAGUUGCAUUACUUCCUACAUGCUUAACGCGUCCUUGGGACUCCUGCAUUUCAGAACAUGACUAAUGAACACUUUUAUUAGUUUAAUAAUAAUUACAGACAGUGUAUGAGGUGAUGCACCGCGUUUGAACACCUGAGGAGAGAUGAGCGCUCCUAACGCCAGUGAACGCAAAGCCUGCUGGGCUGCCAGAGACGAGCUCUGGAAGUGUCUAGAUGUCCACCAAGACCAAACGUCUGCCUGUGAGAAGCACCAGCGGGAGUUUGAAGCCAAGUGUCCUGCCCAGUGGGUGAAGUAUUUCGCCAAACGGAGGGAUUUCUUGAAGUACAAGGAGAAAAUACAAAAGGAAGGCUACGAACCAACUGAAGGAGCGUCAAAAUUAUAGCCGUCGGAGGAAAUGACGACACUGGACUCUAAAAGUUAUUGCGUUUUUGUCCCGUCUUAUAAUUUAUCUGAAUGAAUCUGUGCUUCAGUGUGGUGUUUGAAAUGCAAAAUAAAUAAAUGAACCAAAAAUA